Rodentolepis nana is the source of this 1845-nucleotide messenger RNA. The record is from the annotation of a GenBank genome assembly. NCBI's taxonomy places the organism in Eukaryota, Metazoa, Platyhelminthes, Cestoda, Cyclophyllidea, Hymenolepididae.
CACCUUUUGAUAGACUUUAGGUGAUUACUUAUUUCGCGUGAAGUGGAGGUAUUUGUAUGGGCUUCUAAUUUCGUAAGUGUUUUGGACAUUGAUGAAUUCUGUUCAAGAUUUUCCUGUGAAUUCUUUGUUUUGCUCCUGUCUUUACUCCUAGUCAGGGAUUUACUCAAUCGAUGGUAGCAGAUAUAACAGUAGAUUUUCCCGUUUUUUAUCCUAACUGAUGUCUCGUUUUGUCCAUCACCAAGUUGAAUUCCACACCGGGAGCAGUUGAAACAAGAGAGAUGGUAGAAAAGUCCCAGCUCUUCAAUAAUCAUUAAAUCACUUGACCCUAAUUGUUGAUUACAACCUGCGCAGUUGUACCAGGUGCCAAUCACAUUGACUCGAGAUUGUCUAUUUGAUGCCAUAUUCUGUUUUCGGAGGGCUGGGUCACUGGGAAUUCUUUUAGAAGCCGGUUUCAACUUCUUGUGCAUACGUUGCUCACUUUCUCUUUUUUCAUUUAGUCUCAUUGAUGAAUUUGUGAAAGUAUUUGCAGGUUGUUUUCCCUCUUCAAUUCCUAUUGGCGGCAACAGCACGGUUUCGGGAUUUCUCACCUCUGGUUUCUCAAUACCAAUUUCUGAUUUAGAGAAGUGAAGUGUUUCACAAUUUGAGUAUCUCAACACUUCAUUAGCUUUCAUACUCGGGAGGAGUUUCGUAUCAACCUCCUCAUAAGGUUUUCUCCCCUCUACUUCCACUUGAGGUGUAUUUAAUGGUUGAUGUGGUAUUUCAGCGCCUGAAUCAAUAUCACUUGUAUCUUUGGGUCGACAAUCUAAUCCCCCAUAAAUAUUCAGUUCACUCCUCCAACCGUACCCAAUUGAAGUAGGUGAUUUAACAAGCGCCCCUUUGUCGGCAAUAUUUAUAUUACUACCAUGCUGAAUAUAAUCUCGUCGGUAGGUAUCCAUAUCACUUCUCAGUAAAUCAUUCGAACUGCUAGCCUUUUUCGUUGAAAGUGCACAGUUGUUAGGAGUUGAAUUCAACACGGAUUUGCUGGACGUAUUGUCGAUAACAAUCUUAGGAUAUCUAUACUGAUAUUGAAGAUUCGAUGUUUCCAUAGAUGGAGGAGGUGGAAGUGGUGUGAUAAUCGAUAACUGUUGAUCGAUAGAGCUGCUGGUUGGAAUAAGUGGAGGUGUAGGUGGGGGUUUGAUAGUGCCUAUUGAUGGGGGAGAUUCCGAUGGUGUCGCAAGUAAACUAUCUGAAGAUCCAGGCUCCGGCGGAGGUGGAAUGUUUGAAGGCCCAAAUGCUGGCGAAUAGGAUCGGUUAAUGUGAAUCUGUGAUACCGGUCGUUGGUUUCUCUUUUGAGAGUAACUUCCCCUGCUAUCUUCCAAAGUAUCCUGUGUAAUAGCAGUUUCAACUGUUAAAGAGUUGACAGACUCGAUAACUGGAUGAGGUGGUUCAUAAUUACUCAUCACUGUAGAGGCUUUAGUAGACAUAUCCUUUCUUGAAGGACUGGACGAUGUGAGAUAAAGGUCUUCAUAUUUCAACUUACCUUGCUCUGUAGCGGGGACGAUUAACUCAGUUCUGUUAGUGGGUUGAGGCUUUUGCGGUUCAGGUGAAUUAGUGCUGUUGCUUCUUUCAGUUGUCCCUAUUUUGAGAUGCUUGUUUUCUUCAAUUUUUGAGGGAGAAGAACCAUUGGGCAAGGAGGCAUCUUUCUUCAUUUCAACCAUUGUUGUUGUUGUUGUUGAAGUUUCAUUAGUUCGUACCCGAUCAGUAGGUGUUUGUGAUAUUUUCGCUUUGUCUAAAAAAUUACAUACCCACAAAGAUCAACUCCUUAACCACUUCCUAUUUACGCAAAACCAAGCAUAUUUGGCAUAA